AUGUCGGGUUUGGAUUGUCAUACCUGUCCGGAGGAUUACAAGAACGUGGGAAGUGAAAGGUCCAAGAAGAAGCACUUCAAAAAUCUUAACAAGGUAGGAUUGCAAGACGUCAAGAACAAGGUAAAAACGAUGGUUCCGGAGCUUAGUUAUGCGAGGUUGAAGAUGAUGGUACUCUUCUUUUUAGUGAGUAUCAUUGUCGGGAAGACCAAAAACUCGGGUAAGAAUGCAACGCCUGUAGAUAGCCUAUGUCUAAGAGCGGUUAACGAUCUGGAGUUUUUUGUUACUUUUCCUUGGGGGAGGUAUUCGUUUGAGCAUAUGCUCAAGUUGAUCGCGCACACUAUGCGCCAUUUUGAUGGGGUGGUGGAGAAAGAAAGAUCAAUAUGGCCGGUUCCAGGAUUUUGUAUCCCGGUAGAGGUUCGUGUUGUUUAUUGA
Messenger RNA from Capsella rubella, 432 nucleotides. RefSeq lists its product as uncharacterized. The coding region runs from base 1 to 432 and encodes 143 amino acids. NCBI's taxonomy places the organism in Eukaryota, Viridiplantae, Streptophyta, Magnoliopsida, Brassicales, Brassicaceae. The transcript has a single exon. The record is from RefSeq and is a predicted model, not a curated record.